UGUUUGAAACGUCUUAUAAAAAUGAACAGAGGAAGUAUUUUAAAUCCCUCUUGUUUGUCUUUUCAGCAUACAAAACAUUUUAAGUCGAAAAACUGUAGUUUCCCAUUCCAUUCGGCAAUGUGCAUCUGCAAUUCAAAUCACACCUUUCAGUAACUUGGAACCAGUGUGAUUUUGACCUCAUCAUCUCGGUAAGUGUUGAUAGCAGUUUGGGCAUUUUGAAAAUUAAGGCUAGCAAUGCUAUCACAUGAAUUUCCAGCUCUUUGCGACGAUACUUUGAUUGGGAAGGAAAAAAAAUCACCAUCUCUGCAGCAUAAUUUUGUGCAAUUGAACACCUUUGCAACGAUACUUCUCAAGUGGUUUCCCACUCAGAGGGACUCCCUUGUCACCAUUUUCGUGUAUUCCACGAACUGUUAACUGACAGUCGUAUGGAUGAAUCAGUGGGCAGGCCUGCUCGAUCGAGGAUUACUUUGCAUGCAGCCCGUUGAUGGUUGGCCGGCCGGGACGCUCGGGGUGGAGCACCGCGGGGAAAUGUGACGCCGACGCCGACCUUCUAGUCGCAUCGGCAUGGCCAGGCCAGGAUCUUCUCCCCCCGAACCCUCCCGGCCAUGCCGAGACCCAAGGCAGAGAGGCCCGUGCCGCCGCCGGCCUCCCGCCGGUCCCUCGCGGCGGGCGGGCUGGGCCUGGCGGCCGCGGCGUACGUGGGCGUGGACUACCUCAGCCGCGCGUCCCCCUCGCUGCACGGGCGGCUGCAGCCGGCCAUCUGGGCGGCGCUGGCGCUCGCCACCGCCGCGCGGGCGCCCUUCUACCGCCGCUGGGACGCCGAGAUCCGCGCCGCCCCGUGGUUCCUCGCCGCCAUGCUCCUCAUGCUCGCCGCCCUGCUCUGCGAGGCCAUCUCCGUCCGGUUCGUGUCCAGCGUGCUCGGCCUCCGGUGGCAUAGAUCUACUGCUCCUCUUCCGGACACUGGCCAGUGGCUUCUUCUAGCACUAAAUGAGAGGCUUCCUCAAACCGUGGUUUAUCUAUUGAGAGCCCACAUCAUCAGUCUACAUCAUUAUUUGAUGUUGUUUAUCAUGUUGGGAUUCUCGGCAUUUUUUGACUGCAUCAAAGGCCCUGGCCUUGGAAUAGGCACAAGGUAUAUGUUCGUUAUGGCGGUCGGGCGUUUUCUUCGGACCAUAACAUUUGUUUCGACAAUUCUUCCAUCCGCAAGGCCUUGGUGUGCUGCUGCUCGAUAUAAAAUACCUGACCAUCCUCAUGCUUGGGCACAAAAGUAUUAUGUUCCGUAUGCUUCUGAUCCGCGUGCAAUCCGCAGGGUCAUACUAGUGGAUAUGCCAUAUGCCAUUGUUCAAAAUUAUACUGAUUACUAUAGACCUGAUUGGGCAUAUAUGAACUUCCUAAUAGAUAUAUUGAGGCCCUCUGCCGGAGAGGGGCCUUCGUGGUAUCAUUUGGUGAAUAAAGCCGGUGGUGGUUGCAAUGAUCUUAUGUAUAGUGGUCACAUGUUUGUUGCUGUCCUGACUGCUAUGGCAUGGACGGAAGCGUACGGGGGAUGGAUAUCAGUGGGAAUAUGGUUUCUAGUCCUGCACAGUGCCCAGAGGGAGAUACGGGAGCGUUAUCAUUAUAGUGCCGACUGCAUUGUAGCAAUUUACAUUGGAAUCCUCUUGUGGCGGGUCACUGGGUUCAUCUGGUCCACGAGGGAUUUAGAUCAAGCCAGAAGACUUGCCAAACUCGACGAGGUUCAGAACAGAUUAUUUCAUGCUGCAAAGGACUCGGACAUCGACGAAAUAAGGGGGCUGCUAAAUGAAGUUGAGAUGGCUGGACAGUCAAAGAGGACCUUCUCACAGGGUGUCAUCUUAUCCUUUGCUGCUUUUAUGAUUACAUUCACCCUCCUGUUUGUUCUCCUUGCAUUCUCACUUACUAGCAAUGGAUGAUUGAUUGGCAUCCUGCCUUCCAUUUAUUUUUGCCAGAAGUAUAUUUUAGUCAGUGCUCCUGAUCUUGUCGAUGCUUAUAUUGGCUGAGAACUUGGGAAUUGAUACUAACAGGUAGUUCUAUAGCAGGGAACCUACUUGUUGAUAAAAACAUGUAGGUUUUGCUGAUAAAGGAAUGAUUAUUUCUUGCCUUUCA
Molecule: messenger RNA, 2115 nt
Organism: Aegilops tauschii subsp. strangulata
Lineage: Eukaryota; Viridiplantae; Streptophyta; Magnoliopsida; Poales; Poaceae
Product: protein PHLOEM UNLOADING MODULATOR
Biological process (GO): ceramide biosynthetic process
Cellular component (GO): endoplasmic reticulum membrane; Golgi membrane; plasma membrane
Molecular function (GO): sphingomyelin synthase activity; ceramide cholinephosphotransferase activity
Source: RefSeq, a predicted model, not a curated record